CGAUGCAGUAAACUUUCCUUAUUUCAAUAUUUCUGAUAUUUUUGACGACUUUGACGUUUUGCUUCUCGACGAUGACGUAAUUUUACUUAGAGAAUUUGCUUUUUACAAUAGUUUUUCAUUUUACUGUAGGUAACAUCAAAAAAUGGGUAUCAGCCAAAAAUCACAAACAAAAAUAAACACUUUUUGAGGUUGAAAUUUAUAAACAUAUCUGUCACCUGUCAAAAUUAUGAAUACAAAAUAAGGUAAUUCUCUAUGAAGGUGAUCGCAGAUUAGAAAAGUGUUGAAAUUUCGGAUGAGUAUAAAAAGUUGGGAACUACACCGGCAAUAUGGAACGCUAAACGAUUGAGGGUGAUAAAAUGAUAAAUAUUUAAAAUUUGCUGGCCAUUCUUUAACAAACACACGUAUUUUUGUGGUCUGUAUAUUAAUUAUUAAAGCGUAAAGAAUGUUUUUUCAUAGUGAUUUUAUUACUUGUGAAAUAAGGUGUUCAAAUUAAGUGAAAAUAUUAGAAACAGUCUACUAAAAUGUUAAUCUCUAUUGUAUUGGGGCUGCUAUCAUACCCUCCUAUCAUCAGUGCGUUACUAUUUUUGAACAACACAUUAAUAUUUCGCGUUAACUAUUCAACACCACAUUCAGGCAGUAUUGACAAUAACGUGGAAUAUAUUUAUGAAUUUUUUAAUGAAGGAUCUUCAGUUAAGAUUAAAGGUCCACCUCGGGUCACUGUGAUUACAAGUAAUGCAACUAUCGAAACGCCAUUAAUGGUUACAACGAGACAACCUAAGCAGUUGCUUUCUUGGAAGCUACCACUAUCUGUAGAGACUGUCAGAGGAGAAGAAUUUUAUAUGAAUACUUCUAGGACUUUAUGCUAUGAUAUUUUGAGGCAUACCAAAUUGAAUGGGUAUAAGGAGUUUGAGCAUGAAAAUCCAAUAGUGUCUCUGGCAACAUCUUCGAAUUCCAGCGUCGACUUUACAGUUACAGUAGAUUUUCCUAAAUAUUUCCAUUUAGAGCACAGUACGACAUACUCUAUUGAAAUAAGUCCCAGUGAACCACAGUAUUUCUUUUAUAAUUUUUCAUUACCUAAUAACCUGACUGAUGCACGCCAAUCAAAUUUCGAUACUGUUAUCCUAGAAGUACUUUCUACUGACAAUAUUUGUACUGUAGUUAGUAUUCAGAAUGUUAGUUGUCCAGUUUUUGAUUUAAAUCAAGAUAUAACGUUUAGAGGAUUCUAUGAGACAUUUACAACAAAAGGGGGAAUGACUAUACCGAAAUACAAAUUUCCAUAUGGGUUUUACAUAGUCUUUGUAGCCAAAGCUGAUGACUAUGCUUGUACCAGAGAUUACACUCCUUCAGUGCCCGGAGAUAGAGUCAAGAAGCUAGAUUUACUUAUAAAACCCAGUAUCACCUACAAUGAUUAUGUUUAUGCUGUAAUGAUAACUUUAAGUGCAGUGGGUGGAUUUUAUAUAAUUUUUGGUCUAUCAUUCUUCCUGUUUUCAAGAAGAUAUUAUGUUCCACGACAAAUGGAAUACGCUGUUGAUAAUGGUACUGCUACAGCUUCACUAAAUUCAAGUAACACAAAUUUGGACUCACAAUCCUUGGACGAAACUGACUACGAUCAUAUCCAUGAGAUUCAGACUGAUAGGGAAAUGAGAUUGUGCAGAAGUCAACCAUAUUUAACCGAUUUAGCUAGGAAACCACCAAGGGUUUUAGUAAAAAAGAGUUACUUGUAUUUAUACAACGUGUUAACUGUGGCCUUGUUCUAUGGCUUACCAGUCAUUCAGUUGGUAAUUACUUAUCAAAAAGUGCUGAACGAAACUGGAGAACAAGACCUUUGCUACUACAACUUUCUUUGUGCGCAUCCUUUAGGAUUUUUAAGUGAUUUCAAUCAUGUCUUUUCAAACAUUGGUUAUGUACUCUUGGGCAUUUUGUUUCUUAUUAUUACUUAUAAUAGGGAGUUGACUCACAAAGAUCAAGAUUUUGAUAGGCAUUAUGGUAUUCCUCAACAUUACGGCUUGUUUUAUGCCAUGGGUGUGGCAUUGAUAAUGGAAGGAGUGUUGAGCGGAAGCUAUCAUGUUUGUCCCAGUCAGACAAAUUUCCAAUUUGACACAAGUUUCAUGUACGUUAUGGCUGUCUUAUGUAUGAUAAAACUCUACCAAAAUAGACAUCCCGAUAUAAACGCAAACGCAUAUUCCACUUUUGGUGUCCUAGCUAUAGCAAUCGUUCUUGGUAUGAUUGGUAUUUUCGAAAAUACUGAAGAAUUUUGGAUAUUCUUUGUAAUAUUGCACAUUAUAACUUGUUUUUAUUUAACCAUUAAAAUUUAUUAUAUGGGAUGUUGGAAACUGAAUUAUGCUGCCAUGCAAAGAAUAGGUCACAUACUGAGGCACGAUUUUUGGUCAGGCCCGCUCAACAUCUUACAACCUUGUUAUAAAGCUCGUUUUGCUAUAUUACUAAUAGGUAAUUUAUUCAAUUGGGGUUUGGCAACCUACGCUCUGAUUUAUCAUCCCAAAAACUUUGCAGUUUUUCUACUUUUGAUUUUCAUGUCCAAUACAUUGUUGUAUUUCUUUUUUUAUAUUUUUAUGAAGUAUUUACACACCGAAAGGGUGAGGAUUCUAACUUGGCUCUUCCUGUUUGUAUCUACUGUUUGUGCAGUGACUGCCAUGUAUUUCUUUUUACAAAAGGCAAUAUCUUGGUCUAGAACUCCAGCUCAAUCACGCACAUAUAAUAUGGAAUGCAAAUUGCUCAGAUUCUACGAUUACCACGACAUUUGGCACUUUUUGAGCGCUAUCGGUAUGUUCUUUACUUUUAUGGUUUUGCUGACACUUGAUGAUGAUUUAUCUCAUACGCACCAUGCACAAAUACCUGUAUUUUAGGUUUUGAAUAUUUUUUUGAUUUUUCCAUAUGGAAAAUUUCUAUCUGGCCAUUUACAAACUGUAAUAGGUGUAUAUUUACUUAUUUGUUAUAGAAACUUAUAGAAUUUUUCAUAUACAUAUGACAAGUAGAUAAUAAUGCUGUGAUUUUUUCAUAAUAUGAGACUACAGAUAUAAAAUAUCCUUUAAAUUAUUCUGUAGUUUAGGUCCCUUUGUUAAGUACAAAAAAUUUGCUAAGACCAAAUAAAUGCUUUUUCCAAGUAUUAAUCAGUCACUAGGUUGAAAAUAUUUCUAUUGAUACAUAUUUAAAUUAUUGAUAAAUGAAAAACGUCCAUAUAUUUCUGGUAUUUUAGUCUAAGACUUGUGUUCUAACCAUAGUACUAGUACAUUAUUGCAGACGAACUUUGUACUAACAUUCAUCAAACAUUGAUGUUAUUUUAUUUUUGAGUUACCGACCUAACUAAUUAUUCUUAUAGGGGAUUAGUUGAAAGUAAAUUAACUAGUUAGGUUCACAUUUUGAGAAUUUAGCUAGGCUUAGUGUAUUAACACAUACCUUUAGGCAAAAUCUGCAAUUUACCAUUUAGAGAAAAAUUCAAAAUUUAAUUGUUUGGUUAACGAUUUAGAUGCUGAAUUUAUAUAAAUAGUUUAGUGUGUUAUAUGUAUGUAUAUAUGCGCAACUAGUUAAUUAUCGAGUUUGUUAUAGUUUUACCUAUUUUUCAAUAACCACUGAUUGAAAAAUUUGGUUCGUGAUAUAUUCUAUACCUAAAAAUAACAAGUGUCAAACAAUUUUUUGGAAAAUAAAAAUAUUUUACAAACUUUGGAUCUUUAUUUUGUUACAAAAAUAUAGAGUUAAUAAUACUUGACUGUUGUAGUCGAUAAACUAGGUACCUAUACAUAAUUAACAAAAACAGGAUGAUUUAACUAAAUUUCUAUUCUAAAACAGGGCAACUGAUAGUUUUUUCACAGUUAGGACAAUUUCCUGAAAUAGCGUUAAACACUAUUUUGGCAUUUGAGGCAACA
Messenger RNA from Ceutorhynchus assimilis (cabbage seed weevil), 3881 nucleotides. The record is from the annotation of a GenBank genome assembly. NCBI's taxonomy places the organism in Eukaryota, Metazoa, Arthropoda, Insecta, Coleoptera, Curculionidae.